CAGGCGCCGGCGGCACUUCCGGGGUCGCGUCGGCGGGGCGGGUGGGCUCCACGCGCUGGGGGUCCCCACGCCCGGAACCCCGGCCCCAGCCGCGGGAUGCCCGCGCGCGGGGCGGGCCAGGCCCUGCAGCCCUUUGCCACCAGGCUGUGCAUCCGCAGCAUGUGGAGGGUGUGUGGAUUAGAAUGGCUACCCUGACCCUGCCACCGACCGCCUGUCCUCACUUCCGAAGGCUUCCUGGGGCCCAGCAUGGGGCUGAGUAUAGCAUUCUGCUGGCACCUUGCAACAACCCACCAGGUGGCUGCGUGCCUCCAUUUUGCAGCUUUCCCGAAGAAUGGGGCAAAAAAAGCAGCGACUGUUGGAGGCACAACGGCAUCAGAGCCUAACAGAUGGAGCCCAGAUGCCUUCCACCAUGGAGCCCUGCUUGGGGCCACCUGCACCCCUGGGACCCCAGCGCAGCAUCUAUUUUUCAAGCCCCAAGAGCCACUCUGCACAACUGGGAUCUGAGUUUUUCGACCAGCCUGCAGUCCCUCUGGCACGGGCAUUUCUGGGACAGGUCUUGGUUCGGCGACUUGAUGAUGGCACAGAGCUCCGCGGCCGCAUUGUGGAGACGGAGGCAUACUUGGGGCCCGAGGAUGCAGCUGCUCAUUCGAGGGGUGGCCGGCAGACCCCCCGCAACCGUGGCAUGUUCAUGAAGCCAGGAACCCUGUACGUGUACAUCAUCUAUGGCAUGUACUUCUGCAUGAACGUCUCCAGCCGAGGGGAUGGGGCAUGCGUCCUGCUGCGAGCGCUGGAGCCCCUGGGGGGCCUGGAGACCAUGCGGCAGCUUCGCAGCACCCUCCGCAAGGGCGCCGCGGGCCGAGCCCUCAGAGACCGUGAGCUGUGCAGCGGCCCCUCCAAGCUGUGCCAGGCCAUGGCCAUCGACAAGAGCUUCGACCAGCGGGACCUGGCCAAGGACGAGGCUGUGUGGCUGGAGCGCAGCCCCCCGGGCUCCAGGGAGCCGGCUGUGGUGGCAGCAGCCCGAGUGGGCAUUGGCCAAGCAGGAGAGUGGGCCCAGAAGCCCCUGCGCUUCUACGUCCAGGGCAGCCCCUGGGUCAGUGUGGUAGACCGAGCGGCCGAACAGAACUCACAGGCCUGCUCGGACAAGGCUUUUUAAUUGUUCAAAGACCAAAUAAAUGCUUUAUGUCUGGAAAA
Molecule: messenger RNA, 1191 nt
Organism: Felis catus (domestic cat)
Lineage: Eukaryota; Metazoa; Chordata; Mammalia; Carnivora; Felidae
Gene: MPG
Product: N-methylpurine DNA glycosylase
Exons: 5
Coding region: 332-1153 (273 amino acids)
Biological process (GO): base-excision repair
Molecular function (GO): alkylbase DNA N-glycosylase activity; DNA binding
Source: RefSeq, a predicted model, not a curated record